Molecule: messenger RNA, 264 nt
Organism: Entamoeba dispar SAW760
Lineage: Eukaryota; Evosea; Mastigamoebida; Endamoebidae
Exons: 2
Coding region: 1-264 (87 amino acids)
Source: RefSeq, a predicted model, not a curated record
AUGUAUUUAAAUCAACAAAAUAUAUUUUCUCUUUCUAAUAUUCGUGGUGUGAAUAAACGGAGAAAAGAUCCAUUUAAUAUUAAUCGAGAAUUUAAAAAGAAAUAUUUAGGACUAAAAUGUCCACAUGCACAAUUUACAUUGGUAAAAUCAAAAAUAAUACUUGGAUCAUUGAAUGAAUUACCAUUAACAAAUGAAUAUUUAAAUACACUAAUAACAAUAAAUGGGAAAAUAGAGAAAUUCCAAGAAGUACUUGAAAGAAGAUGA